AAAACAUUCUGCGUAUUACGAACUGUCAGUAUGUCAUAAUAUGAAAAAUAUAUUAUUUUGCAAUGACUGUUGUGCCGUUUGACAGAUGGAAAGUUUUCUUCUUGAAUUUUAUUUAUUUAUUUUUGUUACAAGUACAUCUAAAUUAAUUUCAAGGUAUUUAAUUAUUACAUAAUCAAGGAUAUAACAUUUGUAAGCCGUUUAUUUUGUAGAGUAAGAUGCCGUCUCUCCGGAUAGACCAAAGCGACUUGAAGUGCAAAAAUGGCUGUGAUUAUUUCGGGAAUCCUCAGUGGCAAGGCUACUGUUCUAAAUGUCACCGAGAACUACUUCAGCGACAGAGGAGAGCAGAGAAAGCAUCAUCAGCGACUCUGCCAAAGCCGGAACAGAAGAAGCCUGAGCGCGGUAUAAAGCUCGCCUCGCACUCGUCCUUUUCAAAAUUCGAAGAAAAACGUCUAAGGCAAAGCGAAACUCUUAAAAAGGCUAAUUUGUUAAAAUUUAGCGUAUUCAAAAAGAGUAGCACCGACGAACAUGACCACACACCGGAGCGCAAGCCGCCGGAAUUCAAAAUACCCGCAUUGAUUAAUGAGGGUAUGAAACGUGAGUUUCGGGUCCGAUUCACGAACCUGCCCCCCCAAGUCGACCGCGACGCGAGGGUCUUCGUGCAUAGCUUCAUCAUGGACGUCAUCAAGUGUUCCAAUGUGAUGACCGUGGACGAACUGUCGGAGAGGGUGCAGAGACAUUACCAGCACUUCAUGAAGUACAUGGAUACGUCGCCGCAUUUUGCGAACGCAGAGUCGGAGAUAAAGGAACUGCUGAUCGAUUUCGUGGAGAAGCACGCCAUGACUUACCUACACGACCUGCCAGGCGUGGUGUUCUCUCCGAUCGGUACAGAGGACGAGCGCCUGGACCGCGCCAUGUCGGAGCGCAUCCAGCAGCUUAGCUGGGUGGGCGAGAAGCACCUGGAAUGUAAGUUGGACCGUACCGACAGCGCCUGCAGCCAACUGUUGUACAAGGCUAUCAGUGAGCUGCUGGCGGUGGACGGAGCGGCGGGCCCGGGCGGGAAGCUGUCGCGGGUGCGGCGCGCCUGCAGGCACGUGCUGGCGCUGUGCGGCGCCUCCGCCUCGGCCGACGACCUGCUGCCCGCGCUCAUCUUCACCGUACUGAAAGCGAAUCCACCGCGUCUCGUCAGCAACAUCAACUUUGUGACUCGCUUCUGCAACGCGCAGCGGCUGAUGACCGGCGAGGGAGGGUACUACUUCACGAACCUGUGUUGCGCGGUUUCAUUCAUAGAAAAUUUAACAGCUGAAUCUCUUAAUAUGGAUAAAAAAGAAUUCGAUUGCUACAUGGCGAUGCCCGCUUCGAUCGGCGGCAGCACGUGGGCGGCGGCGCUGUCGCUGUGCGGCGCCGCGCGCGAGGCGGCCGAGCAGCGCGCCGCCGCGCGCGCGCUGCUCGCCGACGUGGCGACGCUGCGCGCCGAGGCCGACCUGCUGGCCGCCAACGCCGACAGCUUCGAGAAAGAAAUAGCGUUUAAAGUUAACGACGUGUUAGCCAACACACCUCUGGAGAUUAAACCGCGUCGGGAACCGCUGCGACUCAGUUCACUCCGGAAUUCGAGUAUCCCCUUGAUCGACCUCGAAACACCGGUGGACACUCCCGCGCCGAUGAAACCGUCCGAAGACAUUCCACAGAUAAAGCUUCCAGAAAUAAUGCCCGUCGAAGAACCCGUCACAGUCACCUUCGACAGGACGACCGAUGAAAAGAUCACACAGAAUAUUAUCGACUUUCAAUCACUGGAGAAACCAUCACCGCCAAAAUCGCCGCAAAACCAGCCGUGGGAACUGAAGCAGACUGGUUCUUUCGAACUCCUCACACCAUCACCGCUUGGAUUCACUCCUUUCGACUCAAGAUCUAUAGAUGAAUUGAUGACUCCAGAUGAUUUCGGGUCCGACCACUUAGCACCGGGAUUAAGUAACAUAAAUUAUGAUAUCGAUUUGUCCGAUUUCAGCGGUGAUAACAGCUUGGCAGAGGACACACCCAAAGAACCGAAAGACCCAUUCAGUCCAGACGGGAUUAAGAAAGAACCAGUAUUUGACCCGUUCCAGCCACAGACAAGCCAAAGUUCAUAUAAGAAUGUUUUGGAGAAGUUCGACGAAUUUAGUUUGAUUGAUUCGAAAUCAAAUGAAACAUCAGAGGCAUUUGAAGUUGUGCACAGAACGCAGGAUUCUUGUACGCCAGCAGCGGCUGAAGAGCCCGGGGACCCGUUCAGUCCUGUGCAAAAAGAAGCGUCUAUUUUAGAUGACUCUGGUUCCCCUACUUCCGCCUGCCUCCUUCCAUCACCUCUGCAGCCGCAAACAAGGUGAAUAGUUUUGUAUUUUUUUGUCAUUUUAUGUAAAUUAAUUGUAAUUUUGUUUCCAUAUAACUUACUCUUGUUGUAAAUGUUAUUUAUUUAUAGGUUAAAUUAUCGAGUAAGAAUAUCAUCAAUGUAUUGCCACUAGAAAGUGAUACAAUCAUUAUAUAUACAUCUAAUACAAUUAUUAAGUCUAUUUUUUUCUUCAAUUUUGUUUUUCGUGCAAAAUAAAUGUUUAUAGUACCUUAUUUUCAUUAUGAAUGCAGAGGCCAAUAAUAUUUCUCAUUAAUAUUGUCUGUGCGGAAAUGUUAUGCAGAAAUUUAUACUUUACUGGAGUUUUCUUGUUUCCUUUUAUUUUAUUCGAAGUUUCGACUGAUUCACAUCAGUGCUGUCCGUCAAAUUCAGUCUAACUAGAUUAUGUGAUAGCUUUACCCCCAGGAAAUAAUGGAUUAUGGGGAAUAUAAACAAAGAUUUUCUGUGUAACACCUCCCCGCUCAAUUUCCUGUAUGUAAGAGUGAUAUCGUGAAAAGGAACGGAAGUGUCUAAGAGGAAGUCGGGGACGCGCGCGCUAUUUGAUUUAACCAAUGAGUGCGCAUUGUGUUGGACUUUGGUUGGUCGACAUAAUGUCAAUGUUGCUUAUGAAGGUGAUAUGUCAGACUACUGUAAGGCUCGUGUUUUAAUUAACUAUUUUGGUGCCAAUUCUGUUAUACAGUUUUUAAUUAAUUGUCAGGAUUAAAGAUACAAUAUCUAUGCUAAUUUGUGGAGUUGAAAACACACUAAGCAUCUUACUAUAUCAAUUACAUUAAUUUUAUAGAUUUUAUCCAACAGAAUUGACUCCAUUAACAUGAGUUACAUUCUUAUCAUGUUUCUAAAGAUAUAAACAUUGCUUGUUGUCUAAUAAACAAUCAAUGCAUCUGUUUUUUGUUGUCAUUGAAUUUGAAAUUAAAACAACAGUUUGUACAUUACAAAAAUUUUUAUUCAACCAGAAUCUUUUAUAAGGCUUUAUCUAAUGUAAAAAAAAGUUUAAAUCAUAAAGAAGUAUUCUAAUGAAAUCGAAUGCCACUAUGUUCAAAGUGACAUAACUUUACUUGAGAGUAAAUAUAUCUACAAUUAAGUAACAUGAAUUUUGCAUAAAUAAUAAAACAAUAUUAAAAUAAAAACUUAUAAUAUGUUUAACCAAGAGUCGGCUAAACAAGAACAUGGUUAUUCUUAAGAAAAGUAUGUAAAUGUGCACUUUGUUACGAGCAUGCAUUACAAAAAGAAAUCAUUUUCGAAACUUGGUAAUGUCAGAGAGAAUUCAAGAGUACACAUUAUAAUUUUGAAUUACUAUUUGGUUUAUUACUCACAAGUCAUUCAAUUUAUAUUUUCAAUAAAGAAAUUAAUAUUA
Molecule: messenger RNA, 3731 nt
Organism: Vanessa tameamea
Lineage: Eukaryota; Metazoa; Arthropoda; Insecta; Lepidoptera; Nymphalidae
Gene: Rabex-5
Product: Rabaptin-5-associated exchange factor for Rab5
Exons: 11
Coding region: 216-2357 (713 amino acids)
Biological process (GO): vesicle-mediated transport
Cellular component (GO): endocytic vesicle; cytosol
Molecular function (GO): DNA binding; small GTPase binding; zinc ion binding
Source: RefSeq, a predicted model, not a curated record